AUGUCUGGAGAGACUACUAGGUCCGGAGAGACUACUGUGUCCGGAGAGACUACUGGGUCUGGAGAGACUACUGAGUCUGAAGAGACUACUAGGUCUGGAGAGACUACUAGGUCUGGAGAGACUACCUGUUCCGGAGAGACUACUGGGUCCGGAGAGACUACUGUGUCUGGAGAGCCUACUAGGUCCGGAAAGACUACUGGGUCCGGAAAGACUACCUGGUCCGGAGAGACUACUGGGUCUGAAGAGACUACUGGGUCUGGAGAGACUACUGAGUCUGAAGAGACUACUAGGUCUGGAGAGACUACCUGUUCCGGAGAGACUACUGGGUCCGGAGAGACUACUGUGUCUGGAGAGACUACUAGGUCCGGAAAGACUACCUAG
This is a messenger RNA of Penicillium taxi, 381 nucleotides long. RefSeq lists its product as uncharacterized. Lineage: Eukaryota; Fungi; Ascomycota; Eurotiomycetes; Eurotiales; Aspergillaceae. The record is from RefSeq and is a predicted model, not a curated record. The transcript has a single exon. The coding region runs from base 1 to 381 and encodes 126 amino acids.